Molecule: messenger RNA, 1428 nt
Organism: Stegastes partitus (bicolor damselfish)
Lineage: Eukaryota; Metazoa; Chordata; Actinopteri; Pomacentridae
Gene: pou5f3
Product: POU domain, class 5, transcription factor 3
Exons: 5
Coding region: 1-1428 (475 amino acids)
Biological process (GO): regulation of transcription by RNA polymerase II
Molecular function (GO): RNA polymerase II cis-regulatory region sequence-specific DNA binding; DNA-binding transcription factor activity, RNA polymerase II-specific
Source: RefSeq, a predicted model, not a curated record
AUGUCUGAAAGAUCGCAGAGUCCUGAGUGCCAAAGCCGGCCCUACGACUACAGCCGGUCCAACCCCUGCACCCAGGCUCUGGGUCAGGAGGGUCUGGGGAGCGCUGCGCCGUUCCAGGUUCCUCACGGUGUCCUGCCAGACCCGGGCCUCCUUUACAACAAAAACACCUACGCUGGUGUCACACCCGCUUCUGCGCAAACCUUCUUCUCGUUUCCACACGUCACCAGCGACUACCGAGGACCCGACAUGCAGGUUGGAGACUUUGUCCAACCCAAACAUUGGUACCCCUUCGCUGCGCCCGAGUACACCGGCCAGGUACCCGGUGUAACAGCAGCUACCCAGCCCACAAACGUCAGUCCCCCCAUAGCCGAGACCCGGGAGCAGAUCAAACUGCCCCAAAUAAAAACCGAGAAGGACGCCGGGGUUCAGUACUCCACGGAGGUGAAGGCCCAGCAGUACCAGACAGCGCCAGCCUCCGCCGCCAUGCCUCCCGGAGUCUUCUACCCCACGGCCUGGAACCCGUCCUUCUGGCCCGGGAUCACCCACAUCCAACCCUCUGGUGGGAAUAACCAAAACCCCGCAACGUCCUCGGCGUCGUCCCCGUCCAUGUCCCCUUCACCUCCGAGCAACGGCAUUCCAGGGAACACGUUUUUCAGCGUGAACGCAGCCCAGGCCCCCACCGAGCCCCCGAAGGAGGGUCAGGUCUCCAGCACACGGAGCAGUGGCUCCUCCAGCGGGGGGUGCAGCGAUUCUGAAGAGGAGAGUCUUUCCACUGAGGAACUGGAGCAGUUUGCCAAGGAGCUGAAGCACAAGCGCAUUACGCUGGGUUUCACCCAAGCAGAUGUUGGCCUUGCCCUGGGUAACCUCUAUGGUAAAAUGUUCAGCCAGACAACCAUUUGCCGCUUCGAGGCCCUGCAGCUGAGCUUCAAGAACAUGUGCAAGCUGAAGCCCCUUCUCCAGAGGUGGCUGGAUGAGGCAGAGACCUCGGAAAAUCCUCAGGAUAUGUACAAGAUUGAGCGAGUGUUUGUUGACACCAGGAAGAGGAAGCGGAGGACCAGUCUGGAGGGAGCCGUGCGCUCUGCUCUAGAGUCCUACUUCAUCAAGUGUCCCAAGCCCAACACCCAGGAGAUCACGCACAUCUCAGAUGACCUGGGCCUGGAGAGAGAUGUGGUGCGCGUUUGGUUCUGCAACCGAAGACAGAAGGGAAAGCGUCUGGCCUUGCCGCUGGAUGAGGAGUGUGACGGCCAGUUCUAUGAGCAGAGUCCUUCGCCCAUGAGCAUCGCCCCGUCCCCUAUCCCCAACCAGGGCUACCCAGGUGCUGGCUACCCUGGAGCCCCUCCUCCUACACUCUAUAUGCCCCAGCUUCACCGCCCGGAUGUCCUGAAACAAGCCCUGCACCCCGGACUGGUUAGUCACCUGACUGGAUAA